AUGACACGAACGCAUCCCCCUGAUAUACUGGCAUCAACUCUAUAUCGGGACUUUACUUUAAAUCCCAUCAGCGACCACUCCAUUUCUCUCCACUCCUCACGGCAAUGUGACUUGAAAAUGAUAGACAAACCAGAAAUCAUCAACAAAAGACACUGCCGUAGCUUUGACUUCAUUGAGUCACUAGAUGACCAACAGUCCCUCUCUUCCUCAAUGGAGUACCCUUACAAGAGGGCUGAGCAUCAGACAUUAAAUAAAGAUCUAAUGUGGAAUGGACUAGAUCAACCGGGGCACCUUCGCUUUUCGUCUCCCGAUCUGUUCAACACCAGACAGUCCCAGCAGCACACCACCCAGGAUAAAACCAGCCAUCUUGCAUGGUCAGACUCUAAAAAGAAAACAAGAUCUAGAAGCGCUCCAAGAAUUAAGUCCACCCUCACUCCUGUGCCCAUCUCAGUGUCCCCUCCAGGAGCCAGGAAGGGGAGGGACGCGCAUCAGGCUGCGUCAGAUACUUUCAGGACUUCUGAAACACAUAGAGAAUCCUACUCCUCAAACAAGGCUUUUUUCAAUGAUGUGCAUCCUAUCAAACUGCAGCCUCAGUCCUCCCUCUAUGUCUCAGACUGUUUUGAGGAGGGUAAACCAGCUAUAACCCCUCAUGUCAGGUGCCGUGUUGACAUUAAACCAGAUGCUGCUGUACUGCAGCACACAUCGAGGCAGGUUCCCAAUGUACGAACUGAUCCUCUUUGGCAGCGAUACUCCCAGGCUAGUAGCAGUAGGGGUUUGUAUGCACCUCGACAUAUUGUGUCCUCACCAACGCCUACUCCGAGUGAAUGCUACAGUGGAGAUUUUCGACAAGGAUACAACUAUACCACCAGCAUGUCUCCUAUUUCUUACCAGCAUCUAGACAUGCACAGAAUGCCGUCACCAGCAGCACCAUAUCUGAGUCAAGAACAAAGAGCUUACUCAAAUCCUAACAUACCAACCAAGUUUUUCUAUACUGAGGACCCAGUUCGGUAUCAAGUCCAUCCCUAUCCUAGAGCAUACGUUCAGGAUGACCGGUCCAGCCUAACCAGCCAUGGGAGUACGAUGACUAGUCAGUAUGAUCCAAGGAAUCGAUGGGUCCACACUCUUCCUGUCAGGUCGUAUUACACAGAAAACUCUUCCAACAGAGAGCCAGCACACUCUGUAUACAGUCGGCCUUGCUCCACGAGUGAGGCAGGAUCAUACUUUUCUCAAACUCCACUGUCUAGAUCUUACUAUGGAGAGGACAACCGUUCCACUCCAUACUAUAUGAGUAACUCAAGGUCGUUUUAUUCUAAACCAUGCUCUCCUGAGGAGCAGUACUUUCAAUCAAGGCCAUACCAUACAGAGGGUCGUCGACGCCCUCGAAUGUCGCAGGCCUUUUCAGAUGACUGGUAUCGCUCGAGUAUAUCUGGUUACUCCAACCAGUCUUCUCAGCACACACCACCAAGAGUAAGGCAAGAACCCAGUACACCCCUGUGGUUUACUAACACCGGUGUGGAGACAAGUAGAUUAGGAGCAGAGGUCAGAAACCAUUCCAAGUCUUGGGACAAUAUUCUAUAUCCCCGGCACGAAAAAGAGCAAUCAGUGCCCCGUGGUCGAAGCUAUGAGAACCUGUUUCACCAAGCAAAGCAUGCAGCACCCUCUGACAUACAGAGUCAACCUGUGAUACUUAACCUCUCAAGUUCACCAAGACGCUAUGCUGCCCUUUCGCUCUCUGAAAGCUCGUUAGAGAGAGGCUCAAGCAAUCCGUGGAGGAAUACCAAGAGUGGCCACUGGUAUGUAACUCCUGAGAUAACCAUAACAGAUAAUGACAUAUGUGCAGGCAACAACAGUAAGCGGCGUGAUGUGCACUCUGUCAGCUGGGAUAUGUCUGACGGUGAAAAGAUACCACCUUUGAGAGCAAUGGAUCACAAGAAGCCACACAAUACACAGGACAUAACCAAAGAGAGGAAACACAACAACUUCUCCCUCCAGCAGAGUCUAGAGCAACUUGACCAACUCUUAGCUGAUUUGGUCGUUGAUUACAAACCACCAACUAGCAGACAGUCAAGCGAGGACCUUUUAGACCAACUGGAGCAACUCAUUACUGCAGAUGACGACAAAGACAGAGGAUCUUCCGGACUGGAAAACGUAGGAUGCCUGAACACACAGCUCCCGUCAUCUAAAUCCAGCCCUGACACAAUCAAAGACCCCGAUAGUGGGUUUGAUGCUUUACAAAGGAGUGCAGAAGAAUGUUCUCCAGACCACAGCACAGAUGAGGACGACACUAUGGUGUGCGCUAACAAGAAGUGCAACCGGAUUGAGAGUAUGUUCAACGCCUGCUUGUACUUUAAGUCAUGUCACAGUUGCUACACAUUUUACUGCUCACGAAACUGUCGCAGGGAUGACUGGGAAAUCCAUAAAGAGACCUGUCUGUACAGCCGUGUGAACAGUGUGUGUCGACACACUCUGAAGUUCUGCAGAGAGAAUACGGGGAUCCACAAAGCCUUCUCCCGCGUUGCCAAAGCUGGCUAUCUCUCCCGAGGGAGAGGCGUUCUCUUUCUGGGUUUUGCUAAUCCGGAGACAGUUGACAACUUCCUCCAAAUUGGACUCGAGAGCCUCCUCAUGUCUCCCACAUACCUGUCUCUCAGAGAGCUGGAUGGAUUCAAGGAUAACCUUGGUGAAUACUGCAAGGACCUGCAGCAGGCAGGCAACGAGUAUGACCCCAAUGAAUGUUUUCUUCUGAAUGUAUCCGUAGCUGUUGGUGAACUAGUGCCUAACAGACCUUCACCAAGGGUCCCAGCACCAACAGUUCGAAAAUAUGCAAAGGUGUCCCUGGCCUCCUCAAGCCCUGACAAAAAGGUACUCAGAAAGGAUCGUGAAAUGGAAACACUCAUUCUCACUCCGCCUCCUGGCACACCGGACAUUGACAAGGAGGGAGAGGAGGGCAGGAAAGCCAGAGAGGUGUGCUUUGUCAAUAUCCAGCGUAAGCUCAGGACCAGGGGAGUCUUCCUUCGUCAUGAAUACCCCAACAUCUAUAAUCAGCUGUGUGAGUUUGUGGAGAGCAACAAAAGAUUCACUCCAACUACAAUUUACCCACUAGAUAAGAGAACAGGGAAACAGUUCAUGUGCAUGAUCAUGGCUGCGUCCGAGCCAAGAACACUGGACUGGGUUGGUACCCCUCAUCUCCUAGAUGAUAUUAUAUAAAACAGCACGAAAUAGUUAUCAUAAUGAUGUCAGCUACACUAAAUGUACAAACUGUAAAUACAUGGUUUAGCAAAUUGAACAUUGAUAUGGAAAUCUGUGUUUAUCUGACCAAUCUCCCCUAUUGUCUCUCUCGUUCUCUUAUUUCUCUCUGUUGUCACACACACACACACACACACACAUAAACACACACACACAGACACACACACGCACACACUCACGCUCACAAAGACGCACACACAUACAGUAUAUGCUCACACUUUUUUAGGAUGCACUAUGUUGUUUUUGGCUUGUUUUGAUCCUGUUGCAUUCAGAAGACUAGCCUGCAUGUAGACUAGUCACAAGUUACCCAGGUGUUUAUGAUGUGAACAUGUAUGAUCUGGGAAGUUUCUGCAGAUAAUGUAUGAAGCACACAAUAUUUAUAAAAUAAACAUUGCAUUGCCACCACAUAAUAGUAGACACAGCCAGGCCAGCCAUGGUGUAACAAAUGUCAAUUAUUGAUUUCUCCAACAAAUGUUAUAUCAGACAUGUAUUGUAUAACUUGUGACACUGGUUGUAAUAUUACAACUGUUUAUUUGUACUUAAGUAUUAUUUUUUAAGUAUAUCGUAGUUGUGUGGGUACGUUUUGAUUUGCCAUGUUGUUUGAUAGACAGUACAAUCAAACCACCUAUUUGUUUCCCACUUGAUUAAGAAUUUUAGUUUGAGCUUAUGUCAUCUUGUCAUAAGGCUUGAUGUCAUUACCUUAGCAUUGAAAAUGCCGGAAGGUUAUGUUUUGAUCGCCGUGUAUUUAUUUAUUUAUUUAUUUGUAUGCGUGUUAUUCGCAAAACUCAAAAAGUAUUGAACCGAAUCACAUGAAAUUUGGUGGGAUGAUUGUUUAUUAUCCGGGGACCAGUUGAUUAGAUUUUGGGAUCGAUCGGGUCAAAGGUCAAAGGUCAUGAACAGGUCAAAAUCUUUCGCAGAACUCAAAAAGUAUUGAACCGAAUCGCAUGAAAUUUGGUGGGAUGAUUGUUUAUUAUCCGGGGACCAGUUGAUUAG
This is a messenger RNA of Pseudoliparis swirei, 4236 nucleotides long. Its product is annotated as un-named hu7912. Gene Ontology annotation, cellular component: plasma membrane; apical junction complex. The record is from RefSeq and is a predicted model, not a curated record. The transcript has a single exon. NCBI's taxonomy places the organism in Eukaryota, Metazoa, Chordata, Actinopteri, Perciformes, Liparidae. Bases 1 to 3204 code for a protein of 1067 amino acids. Gene Ontology annotation, biological process: cell-cell junction organization.